Paramecium primaurelia is the source of this 744-nucleotide messenger RNA. The record is from the annotation of a GenBank genome assembly. NCBI's taxonomy places the organism in Eukaryota, Ciliophora, Oligohymenophorea, Peniculida, Parameciidae.
AUGCACCCUUUUUUGCUAUAUGAAGGUUGUAAACAAAUCCCUGGAGCUGAUUGUAGUAACAAUGGAUGGACUAAUGCAAAUAAAGUAAUUGAAUGCCAAGGAAAAUUUUAUAUUGGAGAUUUCACAGGAGGUUAUUAGAUCUGGAAAAUAUUUCCAUGUCCACCAGAAAGGAAAUUAAUAUUCUCGUUUACUAUAGCUAAAUUUGAUUCUUGGGAUUUGGAAGGUGUAUCUGUUUAUCGAGAUGAUUUACUUGUUGGCUCAAUUGCUUAUACUGCUUAUCAAGGAGAAUAUGUUUGCGCAUUAUCUUUUUUUCCUGAUUUAACUGAAAAGAAAACUUUUUCAUUUUAAUCGCCAGUUGGAAAGAAUAGUUUUAAGUUGCUAUUAGAGGAUAACUUGUAAUCAUAUGAUGAUGGUAAUGAAUAGUUUUAUUUUAGAAUCUUGGGGAUUUAGAGAUAUAAAAUUAUAAAUUUUGAAUCCUUGUGUUGAUUUCUAUAGCGAAUGUAACUUUUUAGGGGAUAUGUGGCGAAUAUGUGCUGGAAAUUAGACUCUUUUUGCUAAAUUUGUUCCUUUUAAAAUAAAAUCCAUAAAUAUUUUGAAAGGGAUAAGAGUUUAAAUGAAAGACAAAAGAUUUAAAGGAGGAAUUCUAUAGACGUAUACUUAAAAUCAGACAUGUUUGGACGAUUUUAAUGUAUUUUAUUAUCAUAAACCAUUUUUUAGUUUCCAAAAUAUGAAAAAUACUCAUGA